UUUUUAGUUAGUAAGUUCCUUCAUGUCGGAGUCGGAGGAGUUUCGCAUGGACCAACAAGUUUAAUUGGACAAACACGAUGGAUUACCGACUCACUCGCGUUUCUUACUUAGUUUUGUAUUUAUUUACUAAUGUAUUUAUUGAAAGCCAGUCGAAAGAACAUGUGCUGCUUGACAUGAAGGCUGCCGGGAGCGAAUUAGGUUGGUUAACCUGGCCUAAAGAAGAGGGGUGGGAGGUUGUGCAGACGGUGGUGAACGGCUCUCUUCUGUACACCUACAGUGUGUGCAAUGUUGCCAGUGACACCGAACAAGACAACUGGCUUCGUACAACCUUCAUCCAGCGCAGACCAGACGUCUCCCGCAUGUCAGUAGAGCUGAGCUUCAUCGUCCGCGACUGCAGCACGUUUGGAGGCUCAUCGCCCUCCUGUCGUGAGACUUUUGGCCUCUUCCUGGGUGAAACCGACACAGAUGUUGGCACGAAUUUCCGCAAGAGCCAGUUUCGAAAGGUAGCCACUGUAGCACCAGACGAAGUGACAGCUGAUCGUGGAAGAGGCCGAGCUGAUCUGCGGGUGAACGUGGAGACGCGGAGCAUCGGGACACUCUCCAGAAGGGGCUUCUACCUUGCCUUCCAGGAUUUAGGAGGCUGUGUGGCUCUCCUGGGGAUGAGGGUGUUCUACACCACCUGUCCGGCCACCAUGAGAAGCCUGGCCGCCUUCCCUGAGCAGGUGGCAUUGGGAGCGGAGGUGGAGGGUACCUGUGUGAAGGACGCAGUGGUGCUUGGAGAAGCGGCUCCUCGGAUGUACUGCACCGCUGAGGGAGACUGGGUCGUUCCUGUGGGCCAAUGCGUUUGCAGAGCGGGAUACCAGGCUGUUGGAGACUCUUGCAAAGCUUGUGAACCGGGUUUCUACAAGAGCACUGAUUCCAGCCAGCCAUGUGAAGUGUGUCCAGAAAACACCCAGCGUUCGGGACGGGGAGCGCUGUUGUGCCCCUGCAUGGAAGGUUUCUACCGGGCUCCCACAGACCCAAACUCUGCUCCUUGCUCUUCUCUUCCUAGCCCACCCCGAGACCUGGUUUACACUCCUCUCCUGACAGCAGGAAGUUUGCAGCUGCUUUGGCGCCCACCGGCAGACACUGGUGGUCGGAGUGACAUCACAUACAGUGUGGCAUGCGAGCGCUGUGAGGGUGGUCUGUGUUCGCUGUGUGGCGGAAGGGUGCGAUUCGAGCCUGCGCAGACAGCCUUGAGAGCCCCCGAGGUCGUGGUUAGCGAGCUGGAACCUCAUGUGAACUACACUUUUACAGUCGAGGCCCAAAAUGGCGUCUCCCAGUUCAGUCGAAAGAGAGCCAUGGCUAGCAUCACAACAGUGCUUCACUUCACAGAUGGCCCGAGGGUGCUGUACUUGAGAGUUGAAGAUCGGACCACCAGCAGUCUGACUUUGUCCUGGGUCGUGGACCAUCAUGUGCAGAAUCAACCCUCCCCUCGCUAUGAGCUCAUGUACCGCAAGAAGGAGGAUCCCGGAGAGCUGGAUGUUACCACCUACACCGUCCUGGUUCUGGAGAAGAACUCGGUGCCGAUUAAUGACCUCUUACCAGGAACAAAGUAUGUGUUUCGUGUUCACACCCUGACAGCAGAAGGCCAUCCCAGCAGCCAUAGCGCGGAGCUUGAAUUUGAGACGCUGCCUCUCGCAGAAUCUCGGACACAGAACAGUUCCAUGGUUGUCAUGGGAGCCAUCGCCGGGGGCGGAGUCAUGCUGCUGAUUGUGGUGGUUAUUUUGCUUCUGCACAAAAGGAGGCUGAAUUCCCACGUCAGACGGAGGGUUGACGGAGAUUACUUUUCAUGUCCAGAGAAACUCCUUCCGUUGAAGACCUACAUCGAUCCCCAUACAUAUGAAGACCCCUGUGCGGCCAUCCUCAAGUUUGCCAGUGAGAUUCACCCUGGUCACAUCACCAAGCAGAAAGUGAUUGGUGCAGGAGAGUUUGGGGAAGUAUUUCGUGGCUCUCUGAAGAUGCCUGGCCGCGGUGAGGUUGCAGUAGCCAUAAAGACGCUGAAGCCAGGCUAUACGGAAAAGCAGAGGCAAGACUUCCUCAGCGAGGCCAGCAUCAUGGGCCAGUUUUCCCACAAGAACAUUAUCCGUCUGGAAGGUGUCGUCACCAAAUUCAAAGAUGCUAUGAUUAUCACUGAGUACAUGGAGAAUGGAGCCCUGGACCAGUAUUUAAGGGAUCAUGAUGGGGAUUUUUCCUCAUACCAGCUUGUGGGGAUGUUGAACGGCAUUUCAGCAGGAAUGAAGUAUCUCUCAGACAUGAACUACGUCCAUCGGGACUUAGCAGCUCGCAAUGUUCUGGUCAACAGCAACUUGGAGUGUAAAGUGUCCGAUUUCGGCUUGUCUCGAGUGCUGGAGGACUUUCCUGAGGGAACCUACACCACGACUGGGGGAAAGAUUCCUAUUCGCUGGACUGCACCGGAGGCAAUAGCUUACAGGAAGUUCACUUCAGCCAGUGAUGUGUGGAGCUUCGGCAUAGUCAUGUGGGAAGUGUUAUCAUUUGGAGAAAGACCCUACUGGGACAUGAGCAACCAAGAGGUGAUGAAAUCCAUAAAUGACGGCUACAGGUUGCCGGCACCGAUGGGCUGCCCAUCAGCAGUUAAUCAGCUUAUGCUUCAGUGCUGGAUGCAGGACCGCUCCACUCGACCACGCUUUGUUGAUAUCGUCAACCUCCUGGAGAAGCUGCUGCGCAACCCAGAGUCACUCUCAACCAUUGCCAGCAUCGACCCACGUGUCUCCAUUCGUCUACCCAGCACUAGUGGUUGUGAUGGCGCUCCCUUCAGGUCAGUGGACGAAUGGCUGGAAUCCAUUAAAAUGGCCCAGUACAGAGAAACCUUCGCCCUCGCUGGCAUUAAAACUAUCGACCAGGUGUUGCGCUUGAAAAUUGAGGACAUCAGGAAUAUUGGUGUUCAGCUGGUAGGUCAUCAGAAGAGAAUAGCAUACAGCAUUUUGGGCCUGCAAGACCCAGUGGGGGCCUUGGAUUUGUUUGCAAUGUGAUAAUAUGGCCGACUGAAGCAACACUGUUCUGAAUGGACUUAAAAAAAACUGGUUGAAUAAGAACCAGAAUGCCCUUUUCAAUCAAACGGACUCCUCUCGGGGAAUAUAAACACUUUACUGUUAGUUUGUUUAUGUAUUUUAUAUCCUAUUUUUCCACAUGUCAGAUGGACCCUUAUGCUCUUUGCCGUUCUGUUUUGAACGUAAGCCAUAUUAAGCACACGUAUGAUGGUCUGCUUUGGAAUGCUAUAACUACUGUCUCAGGUCUGAUGAUUAGGGUACUAUCUAGUCUACGGUAGUAACCUUGGAUAUUACUGUGGUGCCCUUAUAGUGAACAGAGCUGCCCGAAUAUGAGGGGUUGAAGUCUGAUUUAAGUUUGUACAACUGAAAUUGUAAAAAAGUUUGUAGAAAACCUAAUAAUUUUUUUUUUGUCAAAUUGUUGACCUGCAUCCUUCUGUUUCAAAAGGAUGUUUUAAAUGUCUUAUUUCAGCUCUUUUUAUUUAAUAUUUAUUUUUUAUUUAUUGU
Danio aesculapii is the source of this 3554-nucleotide messenger RNA. RefSeq names its product eph receptor A2 a (gene epha2a). Gene Ontology annotation, biological process: protein phosphorylation; cell surface receptor protein tyrosine kinase signaling pathway; axon guidance. Lineage: Eukaryota; Metazoa; Chordata; Actinopteri; Cypriniformes; Danionidae. Bases 78 to 3032 code for a protein of 984 amino acids. The record is from RefSeq and is a predicted model, not a curated record. Gene Ontology annotation, cellular component: plasma membrane; neuron projection. The transcript has 17 exons. Gene Ontology annotation, molecular function: transmembrane-ephrin receptor activity; ATP binding; protein binding.